Messenger RNA from Plectropomus leopardus (leopard coralgrouper), 1071 nucleotides. It is a transcript of the gene hoxa11b, whose product is annotated as homeobox A11b. Gene Ontology annotation, biological process: anatomical structure development; regulation of transcription by RNA polymerase II. Lineage: Eukaryota; Metazoa; Chordata; Actinopteri; Perciformes; Serranidae. Gene Ontology annotation, molecular function: DNA-binding transcription factor activity, RNA polymerase II-specific; RNA polymerase II cis-regulatory region sequence-specific DNA binding. Gene Ontology annotation, cellular component: nucleus. The record is from RefSeq and is a predicted model, not a curated record.
GUCUAAGGAUUUCUGCUCCACCAGUCUGCCUCAAAGUGACUGGAGCGCAGCGCCGCGGAGGAACUAUGCGAGGAUUAUUAUAGGACGUUUCCAAUAGCAGAAUAUGGAUUUUGAUGAGCGGAUCUCUGGCUCUAAUAUGUAUUUACCGAGCUGCACUUACUACGUCUCCGGAGCAGACUUUUCGGGUCUCCCUCAUUAUUUAACCCAGAGCCAGUCCUCUUGCCCCAUGACAUACCCCUACCAGUCCUCAGCGCUGCCACAGGUCCCGUCCGUGAGAGAUGUGGCUUUCAGAGACUAUGGGAUUGAUACUUCCAGUAAAUGGCACCACAGCAGAGGGAGCUUGUCACACUGCUACCCCGAUGACAUCGUGCACAGGGACGGCUGGACGAGCGCGACCUCCAGGGGGGGAGAGGUCCUGGUGAAAGGCAGCUCCAGCGCCAGCCACUCCUCCAGCUCCUCCAACCCGACGCCGGGCUUCUAUGGCAGCGUUGGCAGGAACGGCGUCCUGCCCCAGGCGUUUGACCAGUUCUUCGACACAGCCUACGGGAGCGCGGAGAGCAGCACGACGUCCACAGCACAAGCGACAGACACAGAGAGACACGCGGCCAAAACAAGCCCCGCUCCGGUUCACCCGGGCUCGGACACGGCGGAGAGUUGCAGCCCCAAGUCGUCCUCCGGCCACAGCGAGGAGAAACAGAGCAAAAGCAGCAGUGGCCAGAGGACGCGCAAGAAGAGGUGUCCAUAUUCAAAAUAUCAGAUCAGGGAACUGGAGAGGGAAUUCUUUUUCAGCGUUUACAUAAACAAGGAGAAGCGCAUGCAGCUCUCUCGGAUGCUCAAUCUGACAGAUCGCCAGGUCAAAAUCUGGUUUCAAAACAGAAGGAUGAAGGAGAAGAAACUGAACAGAGACCGUUUACAGUACUUCACCACUAACCCCCUACUAUAAACAUUCAACAAAGACUGACUUUCACAUGCAGCCAUUCGCACACUCAAGAUUUCACGUUACCUGGACGGGAUGACGAUUUUUUUUAAUGUGCCAGACGUUAUAAAGAAUUCUACUAUUUAUACACUAUU